CUUCCAAGCAAUUUUCAGAAGAAGUCUUAAGAGCCCACAAUGACUACAGGAAGAAGCAUGGUGUUCCUUCACUAAAACUCUGCAAAAAAUUAAAUAGAGAUGCACAGCAGUAUUCAGAAGCACUUGCUAGCACAAGAAUCCUCAAACACAGUCCUGAAUCUAGCAGUGGAAAAUGUGGAGAAAAUCUAGCAUGGGCUUCAUACAAUCAGUCAGGAAGUGAAGUAGCUGACAGAUGGUAUAGUGAAAUCAAGAAUUAUAAUUUUCAAAGCCCAGGUUUUUCGUCUGGGACUGGUCAUUUUACAGCAAUGAUUUGGAAGAACACAAAAAAGAUGGGAGUUGGAAAGGCAGCUGCAAGUGACGGCUCCACAUUUGUGGUGGCUAGAUAUGAACCUGCUGGCAACAUUGUAAACCCUGGCCAAUAUGAACAAAAUGUUUUUCCACCAAAAGAAUAAUCUUUGUGGAAAGAGGACUAUUUUUAACAGAUUAUGAAAAAGAAAACUGGGAGUUCAUAUGAUUACAUUGGAUAAACCACUUACAUAAAACAAAGUUGAAUGGUACUUUAUUCCUUUACUGAUCAUUUCAAGAGAUGUUUAAUGGAGAAGCAGUUUUGCCUACCAAAAUUCACUUUUGUAUGGAACCAUCACUGAAGUAUAUAGGAAAUGAGAAGCCAAAAUAUGGAACAUACAAAAUCAAGAAAUGUAAGAACAUAAUGAUUUAUAUCAUUUCUUAUUUGUACAGAAUCACUUCUCUAAAAUAUAUUUGCAAACUUUAAUUUCAAAAUGCUAUAAUUUUAAUAUUGUUAUUUCAAUACAUUAGAUUUUCAGGGAUUUAAAAAAAAAAGGCUGAUUUUAAUUGCUUGUACAUGCCAUUCAUCACCAUAGGGAUUGCAGCAGUUUUAAAUAUGCUAGACUGAAUGCACACAGAAAAUAAUAUAUGUGUUCUAACAUAAAUUGCAUGUGAAGUGCUUCUACCACGUGUUUGAGGAUGUGAUAAGCAUGGACAACCUUAGCAGGGUUGUAGGCAUUCUGAAAAAACAGCCGUCUCCACAGAGCACAAAUCAAAUCAAAUCAAAUCAAAUUUUUAUUAUGGUCAAAGACCAGCAUAAGAAGGGUGGGGUACAGU
Molecule: messenger RNA, 1122 nt
Organism: Python bivittatus (Burmese python)
Lineage: Eukaryota; Metazoa; Chordata; Lepidosauria; Squamata; Pythonidae
Source: RefSeq, a predicted model, not a curated record